CCAUAUCGACCAAUAGGCUUCGCCAUAUUACUGUACUUCACACGGAACGUCGGCCUCGCGCUCAGGUAGACGGGACGUACUGCGGAAAGAGCUACAGUCACCUUGCCUCCUCCAUCAUGGCGAUGAACGACUCCGCUAACAUUCUGAGCUCAGCCUAUCUGGCUGUGGAGUAUGUCGAUGCUGUCCUGCCAGAAAACCCCUUCCAGCCUCCCCUGAAACACGCCUGGAACUACAUGCUGGACAACUACACCAAGUUCCAGAUCGCUACCUGGGGAUCACUUAUAGUCCAUGAGUUAGUCUACUUCGUUUUAUGUUUGCCUGGCUUUUUAUUCCAGUUCGUUCCCUUUAUGCAAAAAUACAAGAUCCAACAGGACAAACCAGAGACUAUGGAGAAGCAGUGGAGAUGCUUCAAAAUGCUUCUUUUUAACCAUUUUUGUAUCCAGUUUCCUUUGAUCUGUGGAACAUAUUACUUCACUGAAUUCUUCAGCAUUCCUUAUGAUUGGGACUCGAUGCCACGCUGGCCGUACCUUUUAGCCCAGUGUUUUGGCUGUGCUGUUGUCGAGGACACUUGGCAUUAUUUCCUCCAUCGCCUGCUGCAUCACAGACGGAUCUACAAAUACAUCCACAAAGUUCACCAUGAAUUCACUUCUCCAUUUGGUAUGCAAGCGGAAUACGCACACCCUGCUGAGACGAUUAUCCUGGGUGCUGGUUUCUUCAUUGGCAUCAUGAUCUUCUGUAACCACGUGUUCCUGCUGUGGGCUUGGGUCACAUUCCGCCUGCUGGAGACCAUUGAUGUGCACAGUGGCUACGACAUUCCCCUGAACCCGCUUCACUUGAUCCCAUUCUACGCUGGCGCCCGUUUCCAUGACUUCCACCACAUGAACUUCGUCGGGAACUACGCCUCCACCUUCACCUGGUGGGAUAAGCUGUUGAACACCGACAGCCAGUACAACAAGCACAUGCAGAAGCAAGGAGACAAGAAGGAGCAGUAAACAAGGCGAACCUCCUCCUAUAUUCACUCUGUGGGAGGCAGAAGGACACAAACCCAACUUGAUGUGCACAGAAACAACAAAGAUGCACAAAAACUGAUCGAGUGGUGUGUUUGGUUCUGAAUCAGACUAGAGGUUCACAUCAACCAUUUGUGCCUGAAUGGAAAAAGAUGGUGACUAAAUAAAAAAGAUUAACUUCCUGAUGUUUUUUUUUUUUUUGGCUUGUCACCAAAUGAAAAAAAGUUGAUCACAUGACUGUUGUGAAAUGCUCCUGUUUACCUCUGAAUGUUUCAGCACUUUAGCACUUCUCCUUAAGUUGACGGUAACAAAAAUGUUGUAACUUCCUGCAGUUUAUUAUCAGUGUAGUCAGAACUUUCUGAACUAAAUGCAGCUUUUCAAAGAAUGCAACUUGAGUCACAGUGGGAUGGAAGGGGAAUUGGUUUGUAUAGCUCUCCCAAAAUGUUCGUCUAUUUUUUUAUUGCUAUAAAAUCACAAAAUGCUUUUUAAAUUUGAACAAAAAA
Oryzias latipes (Japanese medaka) is the source of this 1510-nucleotide messenger RNA. Its product is annotated as methylsterol monooxygenase 1. Gene Ontology annotation, molecular function: oxidoreductase activity; iron ion binding. NCBI's taxonomy places the organism in Eukaryota, Metazoa, Chordata, Actinopteri, Beloniformes, Adrianichthyidae. Gene Ontology annotation, biological process: lipid biosynthetic process. The record is from RefSeq and is a predicted model, not a curated record.